AUGUCUCCCGUCUCUCUGUACCCGGCGUUAGAUAAUGACACCCUUGGGGAGAACGGCGAGAGCGGCGAGGAGGUGGUCGGUGGUGGCGAAGGCUGUAGCCCUACGCCAACAACCCCCUGCCCACUGCGCACCGGCAAGGGCACUUGGUUGGAGCGAAACAGGGGAAAAGCAGGGCAAUAA
Molecule: messenger RNA, 180 nt
Organism: Penicillium canariense
Lineage: Eukaryota; Fungi; Ascomycota; Eurotiomycetes; Eurotiales; Aspergillaceae
Exons: 1
Coding region: 1-180 (59 amino acids)
Source: RefSeq, a predicted model, not a curated record